Boeremia exigua is the source of this 1827-nucleotide messenger RNA. Its product is annotated as key lime pathogenicity protein. The annotation marks the transcript as partial. Lineage: Eukaryota; Fungi; Ascomycota; Dothideomycetes; Pleosporales; Didymellaceae. The record is from RefSeq and is a predicted model, not a curated record. The transcript has 2 exons.
CUUGGAUUGCCCUCCUGAGCAACACCUGGCCCUGUCACGACCCGCCCAGCGCGUCCCGCACUUGUCAGACGUCCUCCGCUCGAGCCAGCGCAUCAACCGCUUGCCGCAUUUCGGGUGGUGGGCUAAAAGCCCAUUCUCCCCGUCAUGGCCCGCUUGAUUCUCAAUUGCACGCCUCACCUUACUGAAGUACCUCAUUCGACUUCACCUCCGCCGCUUCCAAAGCCAGUUGUUAUAUUGUAAGCUCAAGGACGCGCAGCAGCGUUCGCAGAUCAUUAAUAUCGUGCAGUUCUACCUACAGCAGACGACCUUAACAUGGCCGAUAUCUAUAUGCAUAGUAGUAGUAGUGCCUUUGCGAUACUUGAGCAGGCUCGUUUAGAAUUCUGGAACAGCAAUGCCCACCUCACGGAGGAGCAGCGCCAGGAGGCCUGGGCGACAGCCUCGCUGUACCCAAACACGGCCUUCGACACCCCCGCACAGCCCUCGAUGGCCCACCAGAUCCCCCGGACGAUGCCCAAUAGCAUGACGAGCUUGUCACAACUCCCAGUAUGGACACAAUCUUUGGUCCAGAUGGACCGCACACAGUCCGCCCCGGUCUCGCGUCCCCGGUCCGCCGCGAUCCCAGAGCCCCUCGACCUCCAGCGCUCAGCAAGUGACUUUGGCCUCUGGCCCGUGACCUCCGCCGAGCCGGCUAGCGACUACGCACUCUACUCGCAGCACACGAUGCGCGCCCAGGCCAGUCUCCAGGUGAUCCCUGAGACGACGGUUGAGUACACUCCUGGUGACUACGUCCACAGCUGUAUCGAGGCGUCGUCGCCCUCAGUGCCCUUUCAAAACAUGCACGUGCAACUAACCCCCCAAUGGGGCCAAUCGUCAGAUUGCUCCACCUCGCCCAGCACCCCUCAGACUGCGCUGAUGACUCCUGUUACUCAAUCUAGUAGCGCCAUGAGUCGUCAGAGCAGUCUGAACACCUCUUUCCUUGACGAGUCUUGCGUGCGCGUUCCGUCUGAUUUGUCGUUUAUGCCUAUCCUCCCCGAGGAUAGCGCGCUUUCCUUUUCAUGUAUCAAUGGAUCGAAGUUCGAUCCACAUUUCCUUUCCUUCACUGGCCCUGUCGCCAGUGAAACCGUCUUCUUUCCUGCCCUCUCUUCGUCUGUUUCUCCCGCAAGUGCACACGCACUUGCGUCUCCCGCGCACACGUCGGACCUGGCGGAGGAUAUGCGGAGGUCGACAUCGCACGCCUCGCAGCGCAGCCACACCAGCCUCAGCAGCAGCAGCACCAGCACCAGCGGCAGCGAGUCCUCGACCUCGCCGCCGCGCCACUCCCAGCGCGCGCGCGAAAUCAACUCCGCAGCCAGCCGCCCGCUCGCGCCCAAGUCCCUCUCCCCCGACACCCCCCCCUCCGCGUCCCCGACAACCACGCAAAUCGCCCAUCCGGACGGGACCACCAAAACCGUCGCCCUGCUCCCCAAAACCCCUUACAUCCGCCCCUCGCACCCCAAGAUCCUGUGCGCGCAGUGCAACGCGCGCCCCGCGGGCUUCCGCGGCACGCACGAACUGGACCGCCACGUUGCGCGCGCCCACGCCGCCGUGCGCAAGGGCUACAAGUGCGUGGCGCCCGCGUUCGACGCCAAGUUCCUCGACGCGUGCAAGCACUGCAAGGCCGGGAAGGUGUACGGGGCGUACUACAACGCGGCUGCGCACUUGAGACGCGCGCACUUCCACCCUCGGAAGAGGGGAAGGGGCAGGGGCGAGAAGAGGGGUGGGAUUGGCGGCGGCGAUCACCCGGGGAUGGAGUGGUUGCGGCGGUACUGGAUUGUGGAGGUUGAGGUU